CCACGCGUCUAAAGUCGCGCAUAAAACGCACGUGCAAAAGUGCAACAGCUUCGGUGUCCCCCACACGUCCGCUCUCUUUCACUCACGCUCUUGGCUGGCCUGGCCGACUGUCCGUCUCUUUCAUUGGCAAAGUGUAAAGUGCAAAGCUAGCCCCCAAAGCUAGCAGCGUCGGCAGAGGCAGAGGCAGCAUCAGUGAAGCGGGGCUCCAGCCACAGCUCGGCCACCGACUCGAAGUCAGUCUUAGUCGAACCUUUCAGAGCAACGCAAGUGUCUCCGAAGUCUGCUCUCUCGUUGUCGCGUGAUUUUCUGUGUGUGCCCCGAAAGUGUCGGGUGUCCGACUAAAAUAUAUAUAUAUUUUGACGAGAAUUGUUUAAGCGGAGGGCGCGUGUGAGCAAAAGCCAAAGGCGAUCUAAUCUAUCAUUAAUUCGUGCGUUCGUGCCUUAAGUCUUUCGUUUGGCGAGAGCAAUCAGCGCAUCCUACGCUUUUGUGCCCACUGCUCGAAGUGGAAGAGAAGUGGAUUAUAGCCUCAACAAAAAACGACAAAUUUUGUGCCAACAUUUGCACAGUCCCCCCCAACCACCAAAAUAAAAAGAAAAACUAAACGACGACGUUGACGAGAGCUUCGUAAAUCUAUUUAGAACGCGCAUUCAUUACAUUGUGUGCCUGAAACACAUGAAACACACAGACACCUCGCAGACACUCGAGCAACUGCAAGAGAUUGGUCCGACUUUGGUGUAAAAGUAAAAGUAACUACCGGUUAAACAAAGGCAAAUCAAAACAUACGAAAUAAAAACGUUGAACAAACGUUGGCAAAUCAAACAAAAAGCCACCCACUCACCAGCAGCAGUGCACCACCAAAAACAAAUACAAAAAUGCUGAUAUCAACCAUUCCCACAGACUCCGCGAUGGCGGCCACAAACAACGAUGGUGGCACACAGCCGCAGAAUGCUGUUUCGGCCUGGGGCCAGCCCGCUGCCGGGCCACGCAACACACAGGCCGCCGUGUCCGUGCGACAUGCCUUCAAGGCCUAUGGCAAAAAGAAGAACGCCAACCAGGUGCUCAAUAACCUGAAUAUGACAGUCCCCAAGGGAACAAUUUAUGGCCUACUGGGUGCCUCUGGCUGUGGCAAGACCACACUGCUCUCCACCAUUGUGGGACGCCGCUACUUGGACUCCGGCGAGAUUUUCGUCUUGGGCGGCAAGCCAGGCACCCGGGGAUCGGGUGUGCCUGGCAAGCGUGUGGGUUACAUGCCCCAGGAGAUUGCCCUCUACGCAGAGUUCUCCAUUAAGGAGACCAUGAUGUACUUUGGCUGGAUCUUUGGCAUGGAGACCAAGGAGAUUGUGGAGCGCUUGCAGUUCCUGCUCAACUUCCUCGAUCUGCCAUCGGAGAAGCGUCUGGUCAAGAAUCUGAGUGGCGGGCAGCAGCGUCGCGUCAGCUUCGCUGUGGCUCUCAUGCACGACCCGGAGUUGCUCAUUCUCGAUGAGCCAACUGUGGGUGUGGAUCCCCUGCUGCGUCAGAGCAUCUGGAAUCACUUGGUGCACAUCACAAAGGCUGGCCAGAAGACGGUCAUCAUUACCACACAUUACAUUGAGGAGGCGCGACAGGCGCAUACGAUCGGUCUUAUGCGAUCCGGACACUUGCUGGCGGAGGAGUCGCCCAGUGUCCUGCUUUCCAUCUACAAGUGCAUCAGUCUUGAGGAGGUUUUCCUGAAGCUCUCGCGCAUCCAGAGCCAGAAGGGAGACGUGACCCAUGUGAACUUCAGUAACAACAUCUCGUUGCACGCAAUGGCCUUUGGCAGCAAGAUGGACAAGCCCAGCUCCAGCCAAGAGGGCGGCGUUGUGGGCCUCAACUUUCACCAGAGCAAGGAGGUGCUGAUCAAUGACAGCAAUGGCUCCAUCUACACGCUCAACCAGGAACCGUACAGCCCACCGCCUUCCAGGCGCAACAACAACCCCAAUGAUGAGGAGAGCUGCCAGGACUGCUAUGCCAAUCUCUGCAAGGUCACCUCGAAGGGCAAGAUCCGUGCCCUCUUGACCAAGAACAUGCUGCGCAUGUGGCGUAAUGUGGGUGUGAUGCUGUUCAUCUUUGCCCUGCCCGUGAUGCAGGUGAUCCUCUUCUGUCUGGCCAUUGGACGCGAUCCACAAGGCCUCAAUCUGGCCAUAGUCAACGGAGAAAUGAACAAUACGGAGACCUGCUUCUGGGAAGACGGCUGUCACUUCGCCAACCUGGGAUGUCGCUAUCUGAAUCACCUGAACACGAGCGUGGUCAAAACGUACUAUACGGAACUAGAAGACGCCAAGGCGGCCGUGAGAAGAGGCGAGGCCUGGGGAGCUGUCUACAUCACGGAGAACUUCACGGACGCCUUCACAGCACGCGCUGCCCUUGGCCGCGAGGCGGAUGACGAGACGCUCGAUCAGUCCGAGGUGAAGGUCUGGCUGGAUAUGUCCAAUCAGCAGAUCGGCGUCAUGCUGAACCGCGACAUACAGCUGGCAUAUCGUGACUUUGCCAUGGGCCUGCUCGGACAGUGCGGCAACAAUCCCAAGUUGGGCGAUGUCCCGAUUCAGUUCCGAGAUCCCAUCUAUGGCACCAUGAAUCCCUCAUUUACCGAUUUCGUAGCACCCGGCGUGAUCUUGACAAUUGUCUUCUUUUUGGCUGUUGCUUUGACGUCAUCUGCAUUGAUUAUUGAGCGCACUGAGGGCUUGUUGGACCGUUCUUGGGUGGCUGGUGUUUCCCCUGGCGAGAUCCUCUUCUCCCAUGUCAUCACCCAGUUCGUGGUGAUGUGUGGCCAGACCACGCUGGUGCUCAUCUUCAUGCUGGUGGUCUUCGGUGUGACCAACAAUGGUGACCUGUUCUGGGUGAUUGUGCUGACGCUGCUGCAGGGCAUGUGCGGCAUGUGCUUCGGCUUCCUCAUCUCCUCCGUUUGCGAGCUGGAGCGCAAUGCCAUCCAAUUGGCGCUGGGCUCCUUCUACCCCACCCUGCUGCUGUCUGGCGUGAUCUGGCCCAUCGAGGGUAUGCCCGUGGUGCUGAGAUAUAUUUCAUUGUGCCUGCCCUUGACGCUGGCCACCUCAUCGCUGCGCUCCAUUCUCACCCGUGGCUGGGCGAUAUUCGAGUCUGAUGUCUACAUUGGCUACGUGAGCACGCUCUCCUGGAUCCUGGGCUUCCUGAUCCUCACGAUGCUGGUUCUGCGGGCGAAGCGCGGCUAGAGGAGUCGUCUGUAAACCGGAGUACAUAAUUUUAGAUCGCGUUUAGUCGUCAUUGUCGUCCCUUCAUAGCUCUUAAGAUAGUUUCCCCCUGGUUGUUUAUUUUUUUAAAUUCUCAAACACUCUACCCCUCGACCUUUGCUCCUUUAUGUGUAUCUCUCUUUUUCCGCCCAAAUGUCAUAAAUUAUUUAAGCACACGCAGCUUUCCUUAGCUUCUACUUCGCACUGCACUCCGAGCCCUAUAAGUAGUCGUUUAAGUCUGCACAUUUCGUAGUUUAAUUUGUAAGGUUUAGGUACCUAAAUGAAUUGUUGUUGCUGUAAAUAUGUUUUGUGUCACAAAUUAGAAGAAAAAGUCCGUUUGUGAGCGACCUACCUAGACGUCCAUUAUUCGCAAUCCUCUGUUCUAGACCUUCUCUUGAUUCCAAAACGGGCAAUUUAUUACACACACACACACACAACACUAAUUUUAUAUAUUUUUCAAUGGACUGUGAUUGUUUUUUUACAUAUUUCACGCGAAAGCCUAAAGAACAAAAAAAAAACAAGAAAAACAAACAAAAACAAUAUGGUGGGUUUUGUUAAUAACAUUAAGUAGUUUAAAGCAUUUUUGUAUGGGUUUAAGUUUUUUAAGUUAAAACAUAAUUAAAUACAAUAAUGUACACACUACCCUAAAGAGUAUAUCCACAUAUACGAAUACACAUAUUUCAGGAAAUAUUAUGCUCAAGGCAUAAGUAUUUCACAACGAAAAAAUCGUAAGAUAAAGAACAAACAACGAACAAGUGAAGCAAAAGUCCUUAUUUAAGCAUGACCAAUCAUUUACUAUGUGAGCGCAGUUAUGUAUAAAUAACAAUAAAAACGUGAAUAAAAAUCUA
This is a messenger RNA of Drosophila persimilis, 4069 nucleotides long. RefSeq names its product ABC transporter G family member 23 (gene snu). NCBI's taxonomy places the organism in Eukaryota, Metazoa, Arthropoda, Insecta, Diptera, Drosophilidae. Gene Ontology annotation, molecular function: ATP binding; ATP hydrolysis activity; ABC-type transporter activity. The coding region runs from base 873 to 3203 and encodes 776 amino acids. The record is from RefSeq and is a predicted model, not a curated record. Gene Ontology annotation, cellular component: membrane. The transcript has 11 exons.